Oryza sativa Japonica Group (Japanese rice) is the source of this 1680-nucleotide messenger RNA. Lineage: Eukaryota; Viridiplantae; Streptophyta; Magnoliopsida; Poales; Poaceae. The record is from RefSeq and is a predicted model, not a curated record.
GAGGGGAAAUAGAAGGUGAUGACGUGGCCACGCUGAUAUGUGGGGUCAUGUUGACUCAGCCGCCACGUAGGAUGAAACCGGGUCAAAACCAUCAAAGUACCUAAAACGAACGGUUUUGUAAAUUAAGGGAUGUCGUGUAUCUGGUUUUGCGGUUGGGGGGCGAUUUUGUAACUCGAUGACAAGUUGAGGGACCUUCGGUGUACUUUUUCCAAAGUGAAAUGAUCGGUUUAAGGGUGGUCCGAACUAAAAGGAAUAAGUUCAUUUAAGGUCCCUUAACUUGAUCCCUUGGUAGUAUUAUUUCCAGUUUUGACUGACGUGAAUUAUUAGACUAAGUCUUCGUCCCAUGUGGUAAUGACAUGACACUUACGUAACGGUUUGAUCCGAAAAAAAUAAAAGGGCAAAAUUGAAAUCUAAAAAAAAUUAAAACAAAAUAUUCGAGGCUCAUAUAUCAUUAAAAAAAAUAAAAAAUAGUGGGACCUGCAUGUUAGUGGUCCCACUUCGUCCACUUACCCCUCUAUCUCUAUUUGCUCUCUGCCAACGAGCCGAAGUCAACCAAGCACGUGUGGAGAGGGAGGAGGCACGGAGGCUAGCGAGCGGGACAGUAAAACUUAUUCUGAGAGAGAAGUGCUCUCUAUGAUCAUGGCGGCGCCAUUGCCGGAUGCUGUGAAAGAGGAAGACGAAGGCAACAUGGACAGCUUCCAGUCAGGCCAGACGAUCAUCGGGCAAGACGACUUCAUGGCCAUCUUCAGGAACGACAAGCCCCUCUGCGAGCUUCUGAUGAAGAUCGGCCAGCGAACUUCCGGCAGCAGCGGUGCCAAGCCGGCUGCUCCUCCUCCGGCGCAGCAGCAGCAGCAGCAGCCACCUCCACCGGCGCAGCAUGGCGCAUGCGUGAAGAGGCCGGCGAUCGGGCCGCCUCCGGGGUUCGCCGGCGUCCGCCAGCCACCGCAGAAGCAGCAGCAGCUGCCACCACCACCACGGCGGAGGGCGCAGCAGCAGCCGGCGAGCGCCGCCGCCCAUCACCGCAACCCGAACCGCCACCACCUGUCCGGCGUCGCCGCGCCGCCCGCGGCGGCGGCAAACGCCCUGUCGAUCAUGAGGAAGGCGGCGGCCGCCGGCGGUGGCGGCGCCGCCCUGUACUGCGGCGUGUGCAACGUGAAGUGCAUGACGCGGUUCAACCUGAGGGAGCACGAGGCCGGGAGGAAGCACCGGGACAAGGUGGCCAGCAACGCCGGCGAGAAGAACGUCCGGUGCCAGCUCUGCGACGUGCUGCUCGCCAGCGAGCUCAACGUCGCGCAGCACUACGCCGGCAAGCAGCACCUCCACCGGCUCCGCCUCAGCCGCGGCCGCGGCGGCGGCGGCGGCGGCGGCAAUGGCGCCACGGGCGCCGGAGCAGCCUAAGUGUGAUUUCCACAAAGGCAAAAAAGAACCGCACAGGUUUUCGGUUUAAUCAUAUGAAUUUGCCCUCAUUUAUGAAUUUGGUGCAAAUUUGUACUUUUAAUAUUACUACUGCUGCUUAGCUACUUCGAUAUAUAUUUAUAUGCUGAUGAAACAAUUAAGCGCUCCUGCUAUAUUUGAACUGUAAUUUAACUAGAAGGAGACAUUAGCCUUAUCCCUUAUUAUGUAUGAAUUCUGAACCUGAAAUUUGGUUGUGUAAUAAAUUAUGUCUGCGACUCUGUUUUA